GUGCUCUCUUCCUCAGCAUGGGCCAUGCACAAGCACGGGCAGUCAGUCACGAGUGCGAGUCAAGAGUCGCGCAUCCAGCAACUCGACUCACAACCGACGUGCACGACGGCUUGUGGCUUCUUCGCGGUGGAGAUCGAGGCUGUCGAUCGCGCAACAACAGGAGCAGCGUGCUUGCUCCUUUACAACACAUCUUUUCCAGCUCACCUCGCCAACACCAUCUCAAUCUGGUCAGACUCAACUGUCAGCAGCGUUGCGGACCCACAGUAGACGAAGCGCAAGCUCUGAUCAUGUCCGCCCAAGCACCCGCACCCACUCCUCGCGUCCCUUCUGAGGACAUUAUCAGUCAAAAGACCGAUCUUUGCCUCAGCAAUGCCAUUCUCAAGACCGGCAUCGGCUUCAGCGUAGGCGUGGUCGCCUCUGUGAUCCUCUUUAGGCGUCGCGCAUUCCCCGUCUGGCUGGGCACAGGUUUCGGCGCAGGUCAAGGCUACACGGAUUGCCAAAGGUCUUUUUCGCCUGUCGCAGUUCCCGGCGUUCGAGUGGUUCAAGAUGGUACCUCAUCCGGUAUUAGCUCAGCACCCGCCACCACUCUGGAGAGAUUGUCUCAACGAGCAGGAGAAGCUCUGAGCGUGGCCAAAAAGGAAGGUUCUCAAAAGUUUGGAGAAUUGAAACAGAGCGCAGAGGCGGCCAAGGACAAGGCCAACGAUAAGACAUCCACGCGCGGUCCACUGAUCAAUUCAGCGCUAGAACUGCACGAGGCGCAGCCAUCAGGAGCCAGAGCAUCGACUGGAUCCGUACAAGAUUGUCAACCGUGCAGAUUGACGGGCACCCUGACGCUCCUUGUGCUAGGAGCGUACGCUUUCAAGGAAGCUCACGUCCAAGGCGCGUUCAAGGGACAGGGGACCAUACGUGCUGAGCACGCAGCGGAUGGUAAGACGAGGUUGCCCAGAUUGCCAGGGCUUAGAGGAUUUGCGCUCUCGCUGUUUGGUGUUUCAGCUUGGGCUGCCGCUGCUUACAGAUAUUCCAUUUGAUUUGAUCAAGACGCGAGGUGCGAGCUAGCUCGAGCGAUUCUGAGCUUGAGCUCGAAAGUGUAGAUCCUUCGCAUUCGUCCGUUCAUUCUGCACGCAUCCCACGCGGUCAUCUAGUCAACCCCUUGCUUUUCGGACUGCGCUCGACGCUUUCUAUUAUUGUACUGUGUGGCUUGUCUUGGUUAUGAUGACUAAGUGCUGGCGCUUUUGGCGCGCGUCGGGACCUGUUCAAGCAGCCCCUCUGAAGAAGCGAUUUGGGACCCAAGGCAUCUUGACGACUUCAGCUUCUCUCAGCUUCUUUCUCACUUCAACGCGCACUGGUCGGAGGGAGUAGGUCGCAGUUAAGACAUGUGUGCGUGAACGACAGCACGCCAACACGAGGUGCACACGAUGCGUCUGCACUCACAUUUUGUGCCCUUUUUGUGCUGGCCAUUCUGCACCAAUGCCAUCGCGAUGUUUUGUCCCGUCGUGGGGGAGGGGAUGCCAGACGUGACGACGCCU
Ceraceosorus guamensis is the source of this 1526-nucleotide messenger RNA. RefSeq names its product DUF543-domain-containing protein. Bases 18 to 1028 code for a protein of 336 amino acids. Lineage: Eukaryota; Fungi; Basidiomycota; Exobasidiomycetes; Ceraceosorales; Ceraceosoraceae. The record is from RefSeq and is a predicted model, not a curated record. The transcript is spliced from 4 exons. Gene Ontology annotation, cellular component: mitochondrial inner membrane; mitochondrion; MICOS complex.